Molecule: messenger RNA, 1848 nt
Organism: Telopea speciosissima
Lineage: Eukaryota; Viridiplantae; Streptophyta; Magnoliopsida; Proteales; Proteaceae
Product: sorting nexin 2A-like
Exons: 5
Coding region: 95-1792 (565 amino acids)
Molecular function (GO): phosphatidylinositol binding
Source: RefSeq, a predicted model, not a curated record
AGCUCCCUGGAUCAAAUACCUCUGUGACAAUCUCACAUGCUUGUUAGUCUUGUUAAUUAUUUUUUUUUUUUUUGGGUUUUAAAAUCGAAUUAAGAUGAUGGGCUCUGAGAACCAGGGUUUUGAAGCAACUCAUCUCUUUGCAUCUCGAGAAGAAAUGGAGAGUCUCGUUCUCGACGAGCCAUCGAACGGAAAAUCCUCCCCUGACUACUGCAGCGCCGUGUCGUCCCUUGCUGAGACUUACCACCCCUUAUCACCGCCCACCGUCUUAGUCGCACCCGGCGAUGAUCCCUUGUUAUCGCCUUCGCCGCGAUCCAAAGACCAUCGAAACCCUAACGUCUCAGAUAAUUCAUAUUUAGAACCCCCAUCUUACGCAGAUGUGAUCUUCAGUCCAUUCGGCGACGAGAACGGCGACUCAAACGGCCACGAGAGCCCCUUGCAGGACUCGGUUAUGUCAGGCAAUUUGUCGAGGUCUGCUUCGUCGAGUUCUGAGUACUUGAAGAUCACGGUUUCGAAUCCUGUGAAAGAGCAAGAGACGUCGAAUUCCCUUGUUCCUGGCGUAAAUACUUAUAUGACUUAUCUGAUCACGACGAGAACCAACAUGCCGGACUUCGGUGGUUCGGAAUUCAGUGUGCGGAGACGAUUCAGAGAUGUGGUGACUUUGGCGGAUCGAUUAGCGGAGUCAUACCGAGGGUUCUUUAUUCCUCCACGGCCGGAUAAGAACGUAAUGGAGAGCCAGGUCAUGCAAAAGCAGGAGUUUGUGGAACAGAGGCGAGUUGCCUUGGAGAAGUACCUGUGUAGAUUGGCUGCACAUCCGGUGGUCAAGAAAAGCGAUGAGCUGAAGGUGUUCUUACAUGUCCAGGGGAAGCUUCCUUUGCCGACGACAACUGAUGUGGCCUCCAGGAUGCUGGAUGGGGCAGUUAAGCUUCCAAUGCAGUUGUUUGGGGAAUCUGGAAAUUUCGUCGCCCCUCAUGAGGUAGUGCAGCCUGCAAAAGGGGGUAGGGAUCUGCUCAGGAUCUUUAAGGAAUUGAAGCAAUCGGUCGCCAAUGAUUGGGGUGGCUCGAAGCCACCAGUGGUUGAGGAAGAUAAGGAGUUCUUGGAGAAGAAAGAAAAGCUGCAGGACUUCGAGCAGCAACUCAGCAAUGCGUCACAGCAAGCUGAAUCACUUGUCAAAGCUCAGCAGGACAUUGGAGAAACAAUGGGAGAAUUAGGUUUAGCUUUCAUCAAAUUAACUAAAUUUGAAACAGAGGAGGCCUUGUAUAACUCUCAGAGAGUAAGAGCUGCUGAUAUGAAACACGUGGCAACAGCAGCCGUCAAAGCUAGCAGAUUCUAUCGGGAAUCAAAUGCUCAAACAGUCAAACAUUUGGACUCACUACAUGAAUAUCUUGGAUUGAUGUUGGCUGUCCACGGUGCAUUUUCGGAUCGCUCAAGUGCUUUAUUGACAGUUCAGACACUUCUAUCAGAACUUUCAUCCUUGCAUUCAAAGGUUGAAAAAAUCGAAGCUGCAUCCUCCAAAAUAUUUGGUGGCGACAAAUCUAGAAUUCGCAAAGUAGAAGAGUUGAAAGAAACCAUAAAAGCUACGGAGGACGCCAAAUAUAUUGCUGUUAGUGAAUAUGAACGCAUCAAGGAAAACAACAGGAUUGAGCUUGAAAGGUUGGACAGAGAAAGACACAAUGACUUCUUGUCCAUGUUGAAAGGGUUUGUAGUUAAUCAGGUUGGUUAUGCCGAGAAGAUAGCAAAUGUGUGGGCAAAGGUUGCUGAAGAUACGAGCGUGUAUGCUAAAGACAUGGAUUGAAGUGUGACUGUAAAUUUAGAGUUUUGGGUUUUUUUUUUAAUCUUUUUCCUUUCUUU